Tripterygium wilfordii is the source of this 676-nucleotide messenger RNA. Its product is annotated as 40S ribosomal protein S27-2. The record is from RefSeq and is a predicted model, not a curated record. Gene Ontology annotation, biological process: translation; ribosomal small subunit assembly. The coding region runs from base 156 to 416 and encodes 86 amino acids. Gene Ontology annotation, molecular function: RNA binding; structural constituent of ribosome. The transcript has 4 exons. Gene Ontology annotation, cellular component: ribosome; cytosolic small ribosomal subunit. NCBI's taxonomy places the organism in Eukaryota, Viridiplantae, Streptophyta, Magnoliopsida, Celastrales, Celastraceae.
AAUCGGACGGUCGAAAACUAUCGUAGACCUAUUUAUAUUCCUCCUAAAACCCUAAUCAGUUCCCCUCUCCGCCUCUCGCAGUCGCCCCGCUCUUUAGCCUUCAGAAGGGAUUACAGCUUUCGCGAGUUCUGCAAAAGAACAGAGUCCCUAUAAAAAUGGUUCUUCAAAACGAUAUUGAUUUGCUUAACCCACCAGCGGAGCUUGAGAAGAAGAAGCACAAGCUCAAGCGACUUGUGCAGUCCCCUAACUCAUUUUUUAUGGAUGUGAAGUGCCAGGGUUGCUUCAAUAUAACCACGGUGUUCAGCCACUCCCAAACUGUGGUGGUGUGUGGGAAUUGCCAGACAGUGUUGUGCCAACCUACUGGUGGCCGUGCUAGGCUUACAGAAGGGUGUUCUUUCAGGAGAAAGGGAGAUUGAUCUGUUAUUGGUAAAUGCUACUUGAAUUGAUGAUGCUAUGAGCAAAGAAAGGGAGCGCGUGUAAUUUUUGUUUUCUUUUAAUGUGUAACUUUGUUAGGAUUGAUUUAUGAGACCUACAUUAUUAUAUUAGUGUUUCUGUUUUGUUAUCGUUUGGUUUGAUACCAUUUGUACUUUUCCCCGGUAUCAUUAAUUCAGAAUAUGAGCACUUGAAUCAUUAUUUGUCUAAAGCUUUCAAUUUUAUCCAGUUUCAUAUUUUUGCC